AUGACAGUCAUUGAAGUCAAAACACUCACUGCCGAAAAGCUUGCCAAGGUUUUUGACCACGCUAUUCUUCGUCCCGAUCAAACUACGGACGAUGUGAUUCAAGGUUGUAACCUUGCACGUGAAUACAAUGUUGCCUCUGUCUGUGUUAAGCCUUGUGACGUAAAACAAGCAAGCGAGCUUCUUCAAGGCAGUGAUGUGAUGGUAGGUACUGUCAUCUCUUUCCCUCAUGGCAAUUCACCUGCUCCUGUCAAAGUUGCUGAAGCCCUUCAAGCUAUCGAGGAUGGAGCUAUUGAAUUGGACAUUGUAAUCAACAUUGGUCAUUUACGUUCUGGUCUCUACUCAGAAGUACAACAAGAACUGCAAGACAUUAUCCAGGCCAGUCGAGUCAAGAACAAGGACGUGACUUUCAAGAUCAUCUUUGAAACGGCUUAUCUUACUGACGAACAAAUCAUCAAGGCCUGUGAAAUCUCUAGAGCUGUAGGUGCCGAAUUCGUAAAGACUUCAACAGGGUUUGCCUCCGCAGGUGCAACGGUAGAACACAUCAAGUUGAUGAGGGCUAAUGUACCCGAAUCUAUGGAAGUCAAAGCUUCGGGUGGAAUCAAGACAUUGGACCAAGUUCUUGAGUUCUUGAGCUUGGGUUCUACGCGUAUUGGAUCCUCUUCGUCUGAUAAAAUCGUCCAAGAGUUUAAAAAGAGACAGCAACAAUAA
Molecule: messenger RNA, 708 nt
Organism: Rhizopus microsporus ATCC 52813
Lineage: Eukaryota; Fungi; Mucoromycota; Mucoromycetes; Mucorales; Rhizopodaceae
Product: deoxyribose-phosphate aldolase
Exons: 1
Coding region: 1-708 (235 amino acids)
Biological process (GO): carbohydrate catabolic process; deoxyribonucleotide catabolic process
Cellular component (GO): cytoplasm
Molecular function (GO): deoxyribose-phosphate aldolase activity
Source: RefSeq, a predicted model, not a curated record